Molecule: messenger RNA, 1042 nt
Organism: Camellia sinensis
Lineage: Eukaryota; Viridiplantae; Streptophyta; Magnoliopsida; Ericales; Theaceae
Source: RefSeq, a predicted model, not a curated record
CCAACCAUACCCACUCGCAGAUUACCCACAAAUGGUUUUUCUCAGAACCCUCCGUUCUCACCAUUUCCACACACUCCUAAACCCCAAAACCCUCCUCCUUCCCAAUACUUGAAAAACCCUACAACCCAAUUCUUCCACAGACCCAUUUCGCUUUCCGCACAAUUCAAAUCCGAAUCGAUCAGCAAUCAGCAGACAAAGAAGCCCUUGCACGUUCUGUUCAAGGAAGCCGUUGGAUUAUCCCAAAAAAUCGAACCCAUUGAAGCCGAGAACGAACCCGAAACCAAUGAAUUGAAGAAGAGAUUGAGAAAAUUGGAGGAAGAAGUGAGGAGGUUGAAAGAGAAUAGUAGUGAGAAAGUAAGAGUAGAGAAAUUGAAGAAAAAGAAGAUUGAGAAUGAUGAGUCUAGUUCUAAGAGCUUGUACGCCUUGUUUGCGAAUAAAGGAGGUGAUAGUGAGAAAUCUAGGAUUGUGGAGUCUUUGAGGAUGGAGGAUCAAAUGGUGUACAAAGAGCUUUCACUCGAAUUGGCUCUAUUUGCGAAGCAUUUGUACAAAGAAGGCUACUUUGUUAAUGCUAAUUUCUUGCCCAAUAACAAGUUUGAUAUUACUUGUUUUGUGAACAGUUAUGGCCGUGAUUUUAUUAGGUAUGCCGCAGAGAAGUUUGGCAAGGAUAACCAAGAAAUUGUAAAGAACAAUUCUUUGCCAUCACUUUUUUCUUUAUAUCUAUAGUUUGUUGUAUGUUUCCCAUUACAUUAAUGUAAUAGUUUAUCUACUUUUGUUUGAAUGGUGAUGAUUGUUUUCUAGCAUUAAGCUUUCAAAUAUUAAUGUCAACAAUUAAAAAUAGGGUUGAAAACAAGCCGAGUAGUAGUAGUAGUAGCAGUAGGUUGUUUAAACUUGGUUUAAUAAUCAUACGAGCUUAAACUUAUGUUCAAGUUUGGUUUGUUUACAUAAGGAGCCGAUCUCGAACGGGAUUUUAACGAGCCAAACACAAGUCGGGCUCGAGUAGCUUGGAUUUUUAUAGUAUAUAUAAGCUUAUCGAACCAAGUAA